AUGAAUAAUAUAAAAGAAAUUGCUGAUAUUUUUAAAAGAGAUAAAGGAGAAAAAGAAGAACAUGAAGAAUAUAAAGGAUAUAGAGAAGAAAUAGAAUAUAAAGAUAAUAUACCUCAAGCAUCAAAAAAAAAAUUAAAUUUAAAUAAUUUACUAGUAACUACUGAAAUAUUAAAAAAACAUUAA
Molecule: messenger RNA, 183 nt
Organism: Funneliformis caledonium
Lineage: Eukaryota; Fungi; Glomeromycota; Glomeromycetes; Glomerales; Glomeraceae
Source: the annotation of a GenBank genome assembly